Molecule: messenger RNA, 1727 nt
Organism: Cladocopium goreaui
Lineage: Eukaryota; Dinophyceae; Suessiales; Symbiodiniaceae
Source: the annotation of a GenBank genome assembly
AUGAGCGCCUUCAGUUCCAACUGGUUGAAACUGCAGUCGCAGCUUCCGACAUCAAAACGGAAGGGCGCCCGGUUGCCAAAGGGCAAGAGGAAGUCAGAAGAUGCCGAGGGAGAAGCACAACAAUUCAGCAAAAAAAACAAACGUGGAAAUGCUGAGACUGCCCAGGUCAAGAAAGGCAAGAAGAAUCGGAAGGCCCCUUCUCUGACAUCCAUGAUUCAGCUUGAACUCGGCAGAUGGGAAAUCAUGGACAGCUUGGUGGAGGCCUAUGACCAGCACGUUUCACCAGUUCUGGGAGGUAACAGCACUUUGCGAAAUGAGCAGAAGCGGAAGCGGCACUUGGAAUCUUGGCUUUGGUCGCGGCUCUUCUUUCCACUGCUUCCAUUGGGAGAACCGACGACCACGGCCAUUUCAGCAGGGGAUGAAGCCUUGCAGCGGAAACUGUGCAAUGCCGGGCUCUCCAAGAAGGAAGCCCGGCGUCGAAUCGAACGACUCGCAACAGUCUUGUCCAGCGAAAUUCCGAGUUCAACGGAGAAGAUCGUUGUGCAGGUGGAAGAAAACACGAUGACAACACUGAAGUGUGGCAAGAGACAAGUGCAGCUCCUGCGAGAGUACUUUGCAAAACUGAAGAGUUUGACUCAGCGAAAGGCGGAAGACUUCAAUCAGGCUGCUUUUCUGGUCUUAGCCAGAUAUCGCAUUUUGCAGGUCCAUGACAAAGGUGGCGGUAACCAGGGCGCAAUCCCUCCAGCGGUGUUCAAUGCUUUGAGAGAAUGGUGGCCACAUUCAGAGCCUGUCGAAGCAUUUGCAUCCCCUUUGAACACAUUGGCUGGAAAGGGAAGUUAUCACAGCGCUUUCAGCGACACUGAUCGCAUCUUCGGUUCCAGAGGAUCCUUCUUUGAUUCGAGCUUUGAGGAAGGCUUGGUCGAAGUGAAUCCUCCGUUUGACGAAUACUUGGUGUUGCGCGCUGCGAACUUUUGUCGAAGCUGCCUGGAGGAAGCUGAGCUUGGACAGAAAUCCUUGGCCUUUGUGAUCAUCAUUCCAGAGACAGAUUGGCCAGGCCAUGCCGCCUUUCUUCAGUCGAAGUUCAAGAAGUGGUCCCUGUCUCUGCCCAGUGGAAGUCAUUUCUACCAAGUUGGAAAUCAACAUGUGAAUCGUCAACGUUCGUAUCCAGCUUCCCGCAAUACCACCGUGUUGCUCCUGGCUUCGCCGAUGAUCAAAAAGACCAAGCUCUUGCGACACCGGAUCGAUGAAGCCUUUCGACUCCGUCCAUGACAGGGCGCAGGGCAUCGUGUGCAGUUUCAAACACCGUGGAGAUUGACUUCAGGGGGACGGCAGUCUGUAGAUUCGCUUGAGGUCCACAAGAUGGCUGGUAGAGGAUGGUAGAGCUGGUGGAAGACGGUGGUUUCCACACCGGUGACCACACUGGUGUUGCUGGGGAAUUGCAUGGAAAUGACAAAGAAGAGGAUGUAGUUGCGGCUUCAUCAAGGCUAUGAAACUACUUUUCUGUACAAGGUGAUGAAAAUCAAGAAACGAAGAGCAGAGGUGGCCAGGAACUCUACAUGUUCUGCCAACCAUUGCACUGAAAAUUGGUGGCGAUGAACUUCCGCGGGGCAUGCUUUGGUGAGCUUAGUUGCUCAAUGUCUUUGAGUUACUUUGAGUCACCUUGACGCCUGGACCUAGGCAGCGCUUCAGAUAGUCAAGAAGGAACACUUGCCUCAUCGAGUUUGAAA